Messenger RNA from Brassica rapa (field mustard), 794 nucleotides. RefSeq names its product transcription factor PRE3. The record is from RefSeq and is a predicted model, not a curated record. Gene Ontology annotation, biological process: regulation of growth; regulation of DNA-templated transcription. Gene Ontology annotation, molecular function: protein dimerization activity. NCBI's taxonomy places the organism in Eukaryota, Viridiplantae, Streptophyta, Magnoliopsida, Brassicales, Brassicaceae.
CUUACCACUUUUAGAGAUCAUAUUUAAAAAUGUCGGGAAGAAGAUCACGUUCGAGGCAAUCAUCAGGAACUACAAGGAUCUCAGAGGAUCAGAUCAACGAUCUCGUAAUCAAGUUGCAGCAGCUUCUUCCUGAGCUCAGGGACAGUCAUCGUUCCGACAAGGUUUCAGCAGCAAGAGUGUUGCAAGAUACAUGCAACUACAUAAGGAAUCUGCAUAGAGAGGUUGAUGAUCUCAGUGAGAGGCUAUCUGAGUUACUCGCAAACUCAGACACUGCUCAAGCCGCUUUACUCAGAAGCUUACUUACCCAAUAACUUUCAUCUUCUUAUUUUUUACUAUAAUAAUAAUAGUACGCGAAUUUGUUUCUUAUUCUAUAGAUGAUGACCUUAUAGGUGUUUAAGGAUACGAGUUCGUCACUUCUGCUUCGGUCAUACAUAUAAAAUCUUUGCCCUUUUUCGGUUAUUUUGUUUGUCUCUUUUUCGAAUUCUGUUAGGGUUUUGUACUUGGCUAUGCUCAUUUUCUGAAAUUUAUUUGUUUGUCUUUUAAUUAGUAAUUUAAAUCAUAUCUCAUAGCAAGAUAUCAUCUUACACUAAUAAUCACAAAUUUACAGCUUAGUCAUUUAUCGAAAUUACGUUAAUUAAUUAAGAAGAAGCCUUCAAUAAUCUUGGAAAUUAAUAAAAAAAAUUGAAAUAUAGAAAGGAAGAAAUUUGAUAAAUCCAUAAAUUUAAGAAACAUAAUAAUGAACAAAAUUUUAUUCAUUUCCAAAAAAAAUCCAAGAACUUAUUCAAUAUAGUCCA